AUGAUAUUCUCAUUUCUAAGCGAUCCCGAAUAUUUCUCCCUUGUGCUUUAUAUCAUUGGCGUUUUCUCAUUUCCAAUUCAUUUAUUUGGGGGUUACUGUAUUUUAUUCAAAACUCCGCCCACAAUGAAACAUGUCAAAUGGGUCAUGUUCAAUCUACAUUUUUGGAAUUGUUGGUUGGAUUUAACGCUGAGCACAUUGAGCCAACCAUUUAUUAUUCCACCGGUUUUUGGGGGAUUUUUUCUUGGAAUGUUGUGUCCGUUGGGUAUUAACAUGAAGUUGCAAGUCUAUAUGAUGGUUACACAGAUUAUGAUGGUCGCCGUUGCCACAAUUGCCAUAUUCGAGAAUCGCUUCUUCCUCCUCUUCGCUGAAAACACCUUCUGGCGUCAUGGUCGAAAACUCUUCUACGUCAUCAACUACUCCCUAGCACUAUCUUAUUUCCUACCUACCGUACUCCAGAUUCCCGAUCAAGAAUUGGCGCGAAAAGAGAUUUUCAAAAUGUACCCAUCGAUUAUCCAUUUCGACCGUCCUAGUCGCCCGAUUUACGUCGUCGCUUAUGAUAUGGAAAUCCGAGAAUGGAUCGGAUAUCGGCAAUUGAUCAGUUUGUGUACUGUAAUUGUACAAGGCGCUACUUUUUUGAUACUUUUGCAUUUCAACAUUUGGAAAUCUACGAAGAAUAUGACCAUGUCUGAGACUACACUGAGAUUGCAGAAGGUGUUUUUGAGAGCGGUUUAUUUGCAGAUUGCCAUCCCUGCUACGGUCAUGAUAAUCCCUCAAAUCAUCAUGGAAAUAUUGGGAUAUCUCUAUCUUAUGAGUCCAGAGAUGAAUAGUAUUGCCUAUAUGUUAAUGUCGGUACACGGAGCAUCUGCAACACUUAUCAUGUUAUAUUUUCAUGCUCCGUAUCGAGAAUUCUGUCAAAAAGUUUUUUGUAAAAAAGUUAGAGUUUUAAAUGGAAUCGAGAGCAAUCAAUAUGUGGACACAACUGCGUCGAAUGUGGUUCUAGCAGGAUGA
Molecule: messenger RNA, 1008 nt
Organism: Caenorhabditis briggsae
Lineage: Eukaryota; Metazoa; Nematoda; Chromadorea; Rhabditida; Rhabditidae
Exons: 3
Coding region: 1-1008 (335 amino acids)
Source: RefSeq, a predicted model, not a curated record